AUGUCCAACUCCACCACGAUGAUGGACUUUCUUCUAAUGGAGUUAUCCAACAUGCAGGAUCGACAAGUUUUCCAUGCCAUGUUCUCCUCUAUGAUUUAUCUGGUCACUGUAAUGGGAAACCUUAUCAUUGCUGUGGUCAUCACUUUUGACCAGAUCCUCCACACACCCAUGUACUUCUUCCUCAGAAAUCUGCCCAUGCUGGACUCAUGCUACUUUUCUGUCAUGUCGGUUCCCAACUCCUAUAUUAAGUCCCUGCUGGACAGCAGCUCCAUUCUCAAGGCUGGAUGUGCUGCUCAGGUCUUCCUAGUGGCUCAUGACCACUUUGCGGCCAUCUGCAAGGUCGUCCAUUACCCUUCACUAAAGAAUCCUCGCAUGUGUGUCCACUCUACACUGGCCUCUCUGCUCAGUGGCCUUGUCUAUGCAGCCCUGCACACCAGCAACACCUUCUGGCUGUCUUCCUGUGACUCGCAUGCUGUCCAGAAGCUCUUCCGUGACAUCCCCUCUCUGCUGAAGCUGUCUUGCUCUGACACCUUCAGCAACUGGAUCACCAUCCUUGUUGCUAUUCUGGUUUUUGUUGGUGGCUGUUUCAUUUUCAUCAUCAAGUCUUACAUUCAAAUCUUUCCUACUGUGCUCAGGUUACCAGCAGGAGCAGACAGGACAAAGGCCUUUUCCACCUGUGUGCCACAUAUCCUUGUGGUGGGAAUCUUCAUCUCAGGCUCUUAUGUCUAUCUGAGCCCCCCUGCCACAUCUGCCUGCAUCUUGGACAUCUUCUUGUCUGUGUUCUAUUCUGUAUCCACCCCACACCUCAACCUUGCUAUCUACAGCCUCAGAAACCAGCAGAUAACGUGCACCCUCAGGAAAUUCAUGACAAGAUUAUUCUUCACAGGAAAUGUACUGAGAGUGAAGGAAGCUUUUCCUACCCAGCUUAAUCAUAGUCCUGUUGUUGGCAAUCACUGCAGAUAA
This is a messenger RNA of Cavia porcellus (domestic guinea pig), 963 nucleotides long. Its product is annotated as olfactory receptor 14C36-like. Gene Ontology annotation, biological process: G protein-coupled receptor signaling pathway. The record is from RefSeq and is a predicted model, not a curated record. Gene Ontology annotation, cellular component: membrane. Gene Ontology annotation, molecular function: odorant binding; olfactory receptor activity. NCBI's taxonomy places the organism in Eukaryota, Metazoa, Chordata, Mammalia, Rodentia, Caviidae.